UUUCGAAUGGCGCUGAAAACGACGACGGUCGCCGUCAAGUCCAAUGCUGUCGCCGCAGCCGCGCCUCGACUACCUAUAUAUUAUCCGUGCGGCGGACAAUCGUGACGUCGCGCAAACGUCGGUCCGAGAUCACCUUCGGAAACCCGGUCUAACCGGAUAGAUUUUAUUUUUAUUCGCGCAUAACAAUAUAAGGUAUAGGUAGGUAAACGAUAUACAUUUUUUGUUUGUUAUUGAAUUUUGGCGGCGGGACAAACAGCGACCAAGGACUACCGCUAUCCGGCGGCUAUCGCACACGAUCGCGAGUGCAGCGACGACGGUGCAACAGGUUUCCUGCAGUACGCCGGUACAGUUUUCAACAGUGGACUCGAACGCGACGAUAGUGUAAAACUGCCACUAAGUAGCUCCACCGUCGCCGUGUAUAUCGUCUCCGGUGUCUCGAGACAGCCGCUAUCGAUUUUCCCGCCCCACUAUCGGGAAAGCCGCUGUCGUAAUUUCGUUUCCCGCACAUCUCUAUCCGAGGAUGUCCGAGCUUUUCGGAAGCGCGGCCGACGCAACAGUUGUUCAUAAUAUUUUAAUAUAAUAAUGAUCGCGACGAACUAGUCUGCAUCGUUGUAACGCAGCAGCAGCACCGUCAUGAACCGAAUGGGCAAAGACCGGAAGUCGGCGAAAUCCCUUUCGCUGGAAGAGAAAAAAUACCUGUUGGCGGUACAGCGAGGAGAUGUGGCCAACGUGCAGAGGAUGAUCCAACGAGCCUUUCGAUCGGGGCACAUAGACAUCAACUGCGUCGACUCUUUUGGUCGCGGUGCCAUCAAUCUAGCGAUCGAAGCCGAAAAUUUGGAAAUGCUUGAAAUGCUGGUUGUAAUGGGCGUGGGACCCAAGGACAACCUGUUGCACGCCAUUAAUGCUGAGUUCGUCGAGGCUGUAGAGCUCCUUCUCCAAUACGAGGAGCUGGUGCACACGGAAGGCGAACCAUACAGUUGGGAAAAAGUCGAUUGGGACACCGCUUAUUUCACUCCUGACAUCACGCCGCUCAUUUUGGCCGCACACAAGAAUAACUAUGAGAUCAUCAAAAUGUUGCUUGACCGAGGAGCAACACUUCCGAUGCCACAUACAAUCAAGUGUGGGUGCGAGAAGUGUAUUACAUCUUCAAAAACGGAUUCGUUGCGAUACUCGAUGUGUCGAGUGAACGAAUACAGAGCACUGGCCAGUCCGUCGCUGAUCGCACUUUCGUCAGCUGAUCCAAUACUCACCGCGUUCCAGCUGUCAUGGGAGCUGAGAAGAUUAGCCAGAAUCGAAAAAGAAUUCAAAAACGAAUACUUGGAACUCCGACAACAAUGCGAACAAUUUGCUGUUGACCUGCUUCGGCAGACGCGAAGCUCUUAUGAACUAGAUGUGAUUUUAAAGCAUGACUCAGAAAAUGCGCCUAGCAUAGGUUCCAUGAAACUAAGACUCGUCGAACUUGCCAUCAAAUAUAAACAAAAAAACUUUGUGGCACAUCCGUAUAUACAACAACUUUUGGCAACCGUCUGGUACGAGGGUCUUCCUGGAUUUCGUCGUUUACGACUUUACAAGCAAAUAAUUGAAAUCAUCAAAAUCGUCUACUUUUUUCCGUUCUACUGUCUCGUGUACUUGUACGCACCCGGCGCUCAGAUUGGAAAAGUAAUGGAAAAACCGUUUAUGAAAUUUUUAAUUCAUUCAUCUUCCUAUCUUUCAUAUUUAGGUCUAUUGGUACUGGUGUCGCAGAGGGCCGAGACGCAAUUUAUAGAGCUCUUCGGGUCCGAGUCUAUGAACAAAAGUCUACAAUUGCGACAACUCCGUCAACGUGGCAACGGGCCGUCGUACAUAGAAAUGUUGAUCUUGCAUUUUGUCAUCGGAUACAUCUGGCAGGAGAUACUGGACGUGCGCAGGGACGGCCUGAAGAGAUACCUGGCGCACAACGCGUGGAAUUACGUGGAAUUCGCCAGGAACAAGAUGUACGUGACGGUGAUCGCGCUGCGAGUUUACGCUUACGUGACGGAAAACUCGCAAAUACUGUCCGACCCAUCUUCGGCGUUUAUUCCCAGGGAGAAAUGGGAAACUUUCGACCCACAACUCCUGGCCGAUGCCCUGUUUGCCGCCUCCAACAUACUGAGUGCUUUAAAGCUGAUCCACAUGUGUUCAAUAAGUUCACAUUUGGGACCGUUACAACUGUCGUUGAAACGCAUUCUGAUCGAUAUACUCAAAUUCUUCAGUAUUUACAGUUUGGUGUUAUUUUCAUUCGCAUGCGGACUCAAUCAGUUAAUGUGGUAUUUUGCCGAACUGGAACGGAAAAAAUGUUACAGUUUAAUAGAAGCCGGAUCGGGCGAGUCGUGCUCGAAAUGGAAGAAUUUCGGAAAUGUGUUCGAAUCCAUACAUACUCUGUUUUGGACGGGUUUUGGCGAGGUUGAUCUCGAAACCUUUGAUCUACCUGGAAUGAAACCUUACACGAGAUUCUGGGCACUUUUUAUGUUCGCCACUUAUUCGGUGAUUAACGUCACGAUUAUGUUGAACCUGCUCAUCGCUAUGAUGUCCAAUUCCUAUUCUGUCAUUGAGGGUCAAUCGGACGUGGAAUGGAAAUUUUCCAGAUCGAAAUUGUGGCUGAGUUGUUUCGAAGAAACGCCGACACUUCCCUCGCCUUACAACGUGUAUCCAACGCUGAAACACUUUAAAAAGCUUUAUUGCUUCAUAUGGAAGAUUAAGAAAACUGUUUCGUGGCCUCGGGAUGACAAAAAUACUAAUUUCAUAAAUAGAAAUCAAAGGGAGAGUGAGUUUGCCACUGUAAUGCGAGCCCUCAUCUGGCGAUAUAUUUCUAUGAAGCACCGAGAAAUGGAAAACGUGGGUGUAACUGAAGAAGAUGUAAAUGAAAUAAAGUCCGAGCUCAGCACAAUGAAAUACGACUUUUUGGAAGUACUCCGGAAAAAUGGUAUGGAAGUGCCCAGCGAUCAUCGUAAAAAGACCAUGGACAAAAAAUCCAAAAUCUGGGAACGGCGGUUGAUGUCGGACUUUUACGUGGCACCAGUGUUUCCAGGUGGAAGCAGUAGCAACAGCAGCAUCGAUGAUAUUGUUUCACUUGAACAUCAAUUGCGGCCGAUCGAUCGUUUCCGUAAGGCUGUCCAGAUGGUGGCUGCCAACUCAGCGUCCGGCAGAUGGCGGACUACCAUAUGUGGCGUGUAUCAAAACUCGCCCAUCGGUACCACUGCCGGGCUCGGGUCGGUCGUCAACAAGCAGAACCUGAAGUGGGCCAUGAACGAGGUGUGGGCUCUGCGUGAAAAGCGGUCAUCGACAAGUUCACCGCCGCCGCCUGCGAAUGUGCAACAGGCUGCGAUUACGACGUCUCCGUCGUCGGCGUCGUACCCGUUUGAACUACCGGAGCGCCGGAGCACUCUGCGCGCGCUCAUCGACGAGUUCCGCCGCGGUGAGCAUCAACUCCACCGCGGGCCCGGCGGAGACGCUUCGUCAUGGGCGGCCGCGGCGCCGGUCCGCGGGCAACUGCUGAAGGCGCCCCAGCCGCCACACCACCGACCAGUGCAGCAGCCCGCCAUGAAGAAAUCCGCGUCUGUCUGGUACGCCGCACCCCCCGCCCCCGACAGACCGCUAGUCACCCGGAUGAGCAUGCCCAACCUGCGAUCUGGAUCCACCUUCGACCGUCGCCAGAACCCGCAGCAACUACCUGGGCCCAUUCUCGAGUGACACCACGAUUUAAGAUAGUACUAACUUAAAUCGUGAGUGACACUGACACGCAUACCAACUGAUGCAGUGUUGUCCGCCGAUUUUUCCCCCCCUUUAACCAAAAUCGACAUGACCUGGUACGGCAACUUUGCUCCGCGCUUUACUGUUGAAUGGGGGGGGGGGGGGGGAGGUGGCUUGUUACCUUUUACCGCCGUUUUAUAUAUUUCGAAUGAAUACAUAUACAUAGUUUAAUAAUAAAUAGACAUAAUACGAUUUCUAAACUUGUUAAAAUAAAAUAAUGUAAAUACACUGUA
This is a messenger RNA of Metopolophium dirhodum (rose-grain aphid), 4001 nucleotides long. RefSeq names its product transient-receptor-potential-like protein. Gene Ontology annotation, cellular component: membrane; cation channel complex. The record is from RefSeq and is a predicted model, not a curated record. The transcript has 14 exons. Gene Ontology annotation, biological process: calcium ion transmembrane transport; regulation of cytosolic calcium ion concentration; manganese ion transport. Gene Ontology annotation, molecular function: protein binding; inositol 1,4,5 trisphosphate binding; store-operated calcium channel activity. Lineage: Eukaryota; Metazoa; Arthropoda; Insecta; Hemiptera; Aphididae. Bases 634 to 3708 code for a protein of 1024 amino acids.